This is a messenger RNA of Psylliodes chrysocephalus, 2723 nucleotides long. The record is from the annotation of a GenBank genome assembly. NCBI's taxonomy places the organism in Eukaryota, Metazoa, Arthropoda, Insecta, Coleoptera, Chrysomelidae.
CAGAAAUUUAACCUCACUCAACGAUCUCUCAAAGAGAAUUAUUGAAUUUAUCCCAUGUAGAACCAUUAUUAUUAAUUAAUUUUAGACUUAUAUUAAAUAUACAAGAACAAUUAUAACAUGGGAAUAACGGGUCUACUGCCAUUCCUAGAAAAAGCCACAAAACCUUGUCAUGUUUCUGAAUUUAGGGGGUCAACAGUGGCUAUCGAUACCUAUUGUUGGCUUCAUAAAGGAGCGAAUUCCUGUGCUUUUCAGUUAGCCAGCGGAGAGGACACUAAAUCCUUAGUUAAUUACUGUAUAAAAUACAUAAACCUUCUCCAGUCCUAUGAUAUUAAGCCCAUACUAGUCUUUGAUGGGAAAAAUUUGCCUGCCAAGUCUGAAACUGAAUCUAAAAGACGUGAGGCUCGAAACAAAGCCAAACAAAGAGCUACUGAACUGCUUAAAUUAGGUAAAGCUGAUGAAGCGAGAACUUAUUUGAAGCAAAGUAUUAAUAUUACACCAGAAAUGGCUUCUUCUGUGAUAAAAGAGUGUCACAAAUUAGGUGUUGACUGCAUUGUGGCACCCUAUGAGUCUGAUGCACAAUUAGCAUUUUUUAAUCGCAAAGGGGUAGCAGAAAUUAUAAUAAGUGAAGAUUCUGAUUUGAUGCUCUUUGGUUGUACAAAAGUGUUGUACAAAUUGGACAUAAGGGGUUGUGGUUAUUUGGUUGAAGCUGAAAAAAUACCAUUAUCAAUGAAAUUAAGGCCAGAUAAAUUCACUUUUGAUAAGUUUAGGUAUAUGUGCAUUUUAUCAGGUUGUGAUUAUGUCAACUCCUUGCAGGGGAUUGGUUUAAAGAAGGCUGAAAAGUUUAUCAAACUUACUGAAGAAACUAAUCCCUUAAUUUUUUUGGACAAGGUUCCAAGAUACUUAAAUAUGCGCCAUUUAAGCAUUACUGAUCAAUACAAAGAAAGCUUUAUGUUAGCAGAUGCUACAUUUAGACACCAGACAGUAUUUGAUCCAUAUGAAAAGAAAUUAGUUCCACUUACAGAUCCAGCUGUACAUGGUACUAAUCCUAUAUAUUGUAAAAAUGCAGGACACAUUUUUGAAGACGAUCUUGCAUACCAAGUUGCAAUAGGUAAUUUGCAUCCCAGCAACCACAAAGUAUUAAAUGACUGGUCUCCUACUAAAAGUAAACUACCCAAAAAUAGUAUUUGGUCUGGAGUUUUCUCCAAAAGUAUGUCUCGAAAACAGCAACAACUACUCUUUAGAAAAAGAGAAUCUCCAAAAAAAAAUAAAGUUAUAAAUAACAAUGAUGAUGAUUAUGACGAAUGGUUAAAACAAGAAUCUGAUAUGAAAAUUGAACAAGAAAUUGCAGUAUACUUUCAGAAACCUGUGAAACGAAAUAUAGAACCAGAACCUGAAGAAAAACAGGAAGAAAAUGAGGAGAGAACCUCACCAGUAAUAAAUCAUAAUCCAUUUGUAAAAAAACUAAGCAAGUUCAAGUUAACAAAAACAGACAGUAAUGUAAUAGUAAAGAGCAGGUACUUUUUCUCACAACCUGAAACACAAAUAAUUAACCAAAAUGAAGAAAAACAAUCUGAAAAUAAUGAUACUCAAACUGAAGUAAAUAAUUCAAAUGAUACUGAAAACAUUCCUGAUAAUUCUAUUGAUUCUCCUCUUGAAGCUUUAGAAAAAAUUAAACUCGAUGAAAGUGUUUCUCAAAAAACUGUAGAAGAAGUCGAUCUGACUAAAUCCGAUGAGGAAAAAAUUACAAAAACUAUGUCUCAACCAUGUUCUUCAAAGAGUACUUUGAAUAUUAACAUAAAAAGAAAGAAACUAGGCCCUUGUAGAUCUGUAGGAUUAAAGAAGACAAAGUCUGAAGGCCAACCUACUCUUCAUAAUUUUUUUAAAAACGUAAAUAAUAAAUAAUUCCUGUGAUUUAGAUGUACUUUAUUAUGUAUCUCAUUUGUUGUGUUUUGUACCUUUUAUUAUGUUCAUUAUAUUUUAAUAAAAAAAAUUAACUGAAGCUUGACAGCUGUUUCUUUGCAACAAUAAACAUAAAUUAUCAAAACUAAACAUAGUUAUAUUUAUUAUCUAAAAAAUUAAAGCAACAAUAAAGCCUUACUCUAGAAAGUUAAAUUAAUAUUUACAAGCUUAGGAAACACCAGGGUCUUAAACACUGUGCUCUUAUGCAGAACUUUAGGCUUAUCUACAUGCACAACUUUAUCUCUGACAUCUGAUCUUGACAGGUCUCCUCUCAGGUUCAGCAGUCUUAAAAGAUGAUCAUCAGUAAUAUCAGGAUACUUUUCAACCACCCUAUGUAGCUCAAAGGAUAACAUGUCAUCAUCGCUUUUCAGCACUUCAGAGAGCAUAAUGAUGGCAUCAAAUGGGUUCUCGCAUUCUAUAUCAUUACUGAGAUUUUCAAAGAGUUUGUUGAAUCUAUUGGCUUCUUCCGAAACUUUUUGGGCAGCUUUCAUGCAUUCAUCGAAAGUUUUGAAAGAUAUGCGCCUAGACAGCAUAGCUGUAAGAUAUUUUCUACCCACUAGGGUUAAUAAUAAUUCCACUGCAUAUUUGUAGUUCGCUUCAGCUAAUCGGUUGUAAUCUUGGAAAUAAUCUUCUAUUGUAACAUAGAUUGUGUCGGCAGGGUUAGUUGGGAACCAAUGUGAUGUGAACAAUUUAUCAAAAUGUUGGUCUAUGUCUACAAAAAGUUCUUCUAGCAAGUACAUGACUGCGUCAUUCCUCAAUUUCUA